Molecule: messenger RNA, 1143 nt
Organism: Gloeophyllum trabeum ATCC 11539
Lineage: Eukaryota; Fungi; Basidiomycota; Agaricomycetes; Gloeophyllales; Gloeophyllaceae
Exons: 8
Coding region: 70-924 (284 amino acids)
Cellular component (GO): nucleus; cytoplasm; ribonucleoprotein complex
Molecular function (GO): mRNA binding
Source: RefSeq, a predicted model, not a curated record
UCUCUCUUCUCCCCCAUCAUCUCCCUCUUUCUGCUCCCUGCUCCCUGCUUUACACUACUAGUGCUUACGAUGGCCCGAAGACUUUAUCUUGGAAAAUUACCCGCUGACGCGCGGACUGACGAUGUUUCGAAAAUGUUCGAGGGCUAUGGGCGGAUUGUCGACUGCCGUGUCAUGACCGGCUUUGGGUUCGUCGAGUUUGAGAACCCUCGCGACGCGGAGGACGCCGUGCACCAUUUCAACGGGAAGCAGUUUAUGGGCGCGAGUAUCGUCGUCGAGUUUGCGAAGGAGACGCGUCGCACAAGGGGUGAUGUCUACGAAGGUGAUCGUAGGGGUCCUGCGCCGCGUUCGAAGCGCCCUCCCGGUAUCAGGUUGAUUGUUGCGGGUAUUUCGCGCGAUACUAGCUGGCAGGACCUCAAAGACUUUGGCCGUGAAGCUGGCAGCGUCUCGUACGCCGACAUCGACCGCGACUAUCCUGGGAACGGUAUUUUGGAAUAUCUCUCUCGGGAUGAUGCCGACCGUGCCGUCAAGGACUUGGACGGUAAGGAGCUCCGCGGGCGUGCCGUCCGCGUGACCUACGAUGAUUCUCGCGCCACGGUAGACAACUACCGCCGCGAUGAUCGCCGCGACGAUCGUAGGGGAGGGUACGAGCGCUCUUCAUACAGAGACGACCGUGUCCCCCACCGUCGCGAACGCUCCAGGUCGCCCGCUGGUCGACGUGCCUAUGACCACGAUGAUCGUCGCCCCAGGUCUCCGCCCCCGCCCAAACGGGAGCAUGAUGAUAGAAGGCCUGCAGGGGAUGACUACGAAAGACGCAGGGACGACAGGCCGAGGCGUGAGGAGAGGGACGACCGCUAUGAUGACAGGUCUUCCAGGGCAGCUCCUGUCAAUGGGGAUGCUGGUUGGAGUCGCCAACCGGCCGUCUGAAAAAUGGUCGAAAAGCAAGAUAUGCAAGAUUCCCAUGGAUGAUGUUUUCUUUUCUAGUCUGCUGUGCACCGUCGAUGGUUUCUCCCCCUCCUGGUUAUGGUCCUGGUCGAAUAAUGGCGUUGGCGCGUGGCGAAGGAGUUGUACUAUUUCACAUGGUCGAUACCCGCUGGUCCACUAGUACGCACGUUAGGAUAUGGUCCCGUUCGGGUGUCUUCCUCA